Messenger RNA from Caenorhabditis remanei, 1053 nucleotides. RefSeq lists its product as uncharacterized. The record is from RefSeq and is a predicted model, not a curated record. Lineage: Eukaryota; Metazoa; Nematoda; Chromadorea; Rhabditida; Rhabditidae. Bases 1 to 1053 code for a protein of 350 amino acids. The transcript is spliced from 6 exons.
AUGGCCAAAUUUGGAGACCGAAUGAAAAAUGGGAUAGAACAAAGUAAGAAUCCGGCAUAUCAACGAAAACUCUUGAUCAGAGAUCUCCAUGAUGCUACGAAGGCAUCUUUCAAUAUUACAACUCAUGAUGUGCUCCGUCCAACUUAUACAAUUUAUCCAAAUAUAGAUACAACUGCGCGAAAUACUGCAGAAAAAUUGGCAGAAAUUGUUCAGGAGAAUGAAACAGAACUCUUAGAAAAUAUACAACUGAACAGUCUCAUUGCACUCGUGUCAAUCAAUGUUGAUUAUUCGAAAAAAAUUCAGAUAUUGAACUUCACCAUCAAAUGGCUUCUUGCACACGAGAUCGAUGAGACUGUUCUCAAUUAUCUUCUGAUGGGCAUCAGUGGAAAUCUUUUCACGGUUGCGCAAAUCGGCAGAAUCCGUCUCGCUAUACUUUUGUACAUUACUUCUCCCGAUCUUUACAAUUUUUUCGAUAUCCAUGUCAGAGAAUGUGGAAAUGUUUUCAUUCAUCGGAAGUUGGGUAUUCCUGGAGACCCGUCUGACACCGAUUUGUACUAUGAUGAAAAGACACAAGUGAUGUAUUGUAACAUAGUCAAUAAGGUCACAGAUAAUUACUAUAAUCAAAGCUGGCCUGAAGGAAAUAGAAGAAAAGAAAGAGAAGGACCAACAGCAAGGAAAAGAAGAAGACAACUACGUGUUGAAUUCGUCCCUGUUCAAGACUUGAAAAAUCCUCUUUUCAAAUGGGAUUUCGAAGAUCGAGCUGUUCUGAUCGAUAAAUACGACAAACACUCGGCAGAUCUAAAUCUUUUGUCACAUAAAGACGUCAAAGAAUCCAAAUUUGCUCUCGCCUAUAAAGCAGCCAAGUCAGCAAUUUCUCAUUCCAGUCACUCACCACAUAACAAUGAACAAGGUUCAUCAUUGAAAGAAGAAGAUGUUUUAUUCCAUACUAAAUGCUCACUCAGUGCUCCGAAAGAUGUCUUAGAUGAGGAAAAGCAAGAAGAUUCAGGAGCUCGUGACGAAGAAGGAGGACGAUUCGACAAGAAACCGAAAUAA